Periophthalmus magnuspinnatus is the source of this 2727-nucleotide messenger RNA. It is a transcript of the gene gcm2, whose product is annotated as glial cells missing transcription factor 2. Bases 576 to 1862 code for a protein of 428 amino acids. The record is from RefSeq and is a predicted model, not a curated record. Gene Ontology annotation, biological process: gliogenesis; regulation of transcription by RNA polymerase II. Gene Ontology annotation, cellular component: nucleus. Lineage: Eukaryota; Metazoa; Chordata; Actinopteri; Gobiiformes; Gobiidae. The transcript is spliced from 8 exons. Gene Ontology annotation, molecular function: DNA-binding transcription activator activity, RNA polymerase II-specific; RNA polymerase II cis-regulatory region sequence-specific DNA binding.
AGUCUCACCUGAGUCCACACGCCUCCCACACGCAGAACGGACCAGGACUAAAGCGGGACUAAAGCAGGGCAAUAACGGAACUAAAGUAGGACUAAACUGGGACUGAAGCAGGACUAAAGCAGGAUCAGAUCAGGACCACAGCAGCACCGGGACUGAACCAGGACUGAGUCAGACCUGGUUACAGAGGAGCAGUGAUGCUUUUGGAUUCUAAACUGAGAAGGACAGAAUUAUGAUUUUAAAAAAAUAUAUUUUGGAGUAAACUGGACCGGGACAGAAACAGGACCAGACCUGGGCCUAAAUAAGAACAAACAAACUUUAGAUUUAAAAUUCAAGAAAAUAAAAUAAACUGUGUUUGACGUCUCUGGACUUCACUGUCAGUUUCACGUUUAAGAUUCAGAGCACCAGAGGACACUUCACCUGCUCCAAGACGCUGAAAUAGAACUGGACCAGGACUGAACCAGGAUCUGACCCGUUUUUAUCUGGACUUCAGUGACAGCAGCAGAACUAAACCAGGUUCUGUAAGGUCCUGAAAGUCUGGACCUGGACUAGACCUGGUCUUGGUCUGGUUCUGGACCAUGUCUGCGGGGGAGGAGGAGGAGUGUGUUUGCUCUGUUGGGAUGAAGCUGAGCUGGGACAUCAACGACCCAAAACUACCUCAGGAUCUGAAGCAGUUUGACCCAUUUCAGGAGUGGACCGACGGAUAUGUGCGAUAUAUUUACAGUGCGGAGGAUAAGAAUGCACAGCGCCACCUGUCGGGGUGGGCCAUGCGCAACACGAACAACCACAACUGUCAGAUCCUGAAGAAGUCCUGCCUCGGGGUUGUGCUCUGCUCCAGGACCUGCUCCAGUCCAGACGGGUCCAGACUCCAGCUCAGACCUGCCAUAUGCGACAAGGCCCGGGGCAAGCAACAGAAGAAGUUGUGCCCUUUAUGCUCAGCCCCUCUGGAGCUGGUGCCCUGUCGUGGGCACAGCGGGUACCCGGUCACCAACUUCUGGAGAGUCGACGGGAGAGCCAUCUUCUUCCAGGCCAAAGGGGUCCAUGAUCACCCCAGACCUGAGUCCAAGUCUGAGACCGAGGCUCGACGCAGCUCCGUCAAACGAAGGGUUAACUCUCCUCCAUUUGGACUAAAGAGGAGGAUCAUGGACACACAGCUCCCUGGCCCCGCCCUCCUGCCCUGUGUUGAUUCGCUGGAGCAGCCGUAUCCACAGACGUACCCACAGACGUAUCCCCCCUUUGCCGCCGAGCCCUACUACAGCUCCCACAAUGCACUUGGAGAGGCCCCGCCCCCGCUGCACAAACCGGCCAAUCCCAGGCUCUACGUUGGUCGCCACGGAUAUGAGCUGCAGAGUUACAUCUCGCCCCCAAACUACCCCCCUGCACACGCGACCCCUGACCUAUGUGACCCCAGAAUGAUGACUCCAGUUCUGGGGGCAUCUUCUUCCUCAGCUCCUCUCUCCUCUUCCUCCUCCACAACCUACGACCCCCAGGCCAAGGCCACGCCCACUUCCUGGAACCACUGCUACCAUAGCGACUAUCCUUGCCGUUUCCCUGGCAAUGGCCCUGGCUCCCCCGCAGCUCUUCAGACCAUAAUAACCACCACAACUAAGGUGUCGUACCAGCCGUGCCCAAAGCCUGCCCUGUCGCCCUUCACUUCCUGUGUCCCGCCCCCGAAGCCCAGCCUUGCCUCCUUAUUGGAUGAGAGCAGCGCUGGCCCCUCCUACUCGGCCGAGGUCAAACUGAGCGAUGAAUCAGGCGUCAUCAAGUCACUGUCGUUUCCCUCAGACGCUCUUCCCGCCAAAACAGAGCGUGACGCCUACGACUAUCGCUAUGGCUACGGCAGCUAUCGCUAUGACGACUACUGAUUACCACAGCAACUGCAGGCGCUUCUACUGAUCACCACGGUAACCACAGGGACGAGGAGUAGAGGGGUAACUUGUCUGAGGAAGAUCUGAAUCUGCUGCUGUAACUGAACACCACAUUACACCAUGUGGGGCAGAGGUCAAAGGUCAGACAAUGAACACCAGAUCACAGAGGGAAGAGGUCGUAUUGACACUACUGAUGGCGCUGCAGGAUCAGUUCAAACACAAGUUUAACCAUCUGUGAGUGAAGAUUCACCAGUAAAUAAAUGUAUUUUCAAAGUAUAAGAACAAUAACACAACAAAAGCAGAGAAAAGUUCCAGAUUGGGGCUUUACCCUCUCCUUUCCGCGCCCCCUGCUGUGUGGUGUUGGACUUUAACACUCACCCCUCAGACAUGAGCCUGGCCUGGGUCUGGUCUGGCCCUGGUCUAGACCUGGUCUGGUCCUGUCCUGGUCGUGGUCUGAUCCUGGUCUAGGGGCAGGGCCUCAGAAUUUGGGGCCUCCUCAGAUCCUCAGAUGUUUUUGUGGUUUUAUUGUUAUCUUUUGUUUUUGUUGUAUUUUAAAGUUUCAAAUGUUUCGAUGAAAACUGCAUCAUUUCAAACAUGUUUUAAACAGAACAUACAAAAUAACUAUUUAUUUAUUUAAAACGAAAAUUCUAAAUUAGACGAUUGUGCAGCAGUGAAUAAAACUGAUUUGUGAAGUGUGAAAAAAUCUGAAAGUGUUUGUUUUUAUUUGGUUUAAAUUAUUAAAUGUGCGUAAAUUCUGCGGUUCACUGAAAUAUGUGUAAAAAAUGUCUCUGAGAUCAGUGAUGUAAAUACAGAGUCUGAAAAGUGUUUUAUGACAAAAGCGUUUAAUAAAAAUGUGCAGCAG